AUGGUUGCUAUGAUCGAUACGGAGGAGGUCGAUGACUACACAGUGAUCUGCAAACAGAAAAACGCUCACAAUCGUGGAUUGGUCGGUAUAUGGGCGUUCAGAGCCGGUAAUGGACUUGUUGGACUUGUGACAGUCGGACAGGAUUCAGUGAAAUUGUGGAGAAUGGACGAGACUGUUAGUGGUGUCGUUACCCUCACGAGUAAAGUUGAGAUCCAAGAAUGGCGAACUGCUGUGCAAUCUGCUGAUGUCACUAACGACGGCAAAUGUAUUUGCCUUGUGACAAUUGACUCUAUGUUCUACGAGAUUAUACUCGGUGACGAAGGUCCAGUUGUAAUGACCCACGAUUUCGGUGUAAUGGAGGCAUGGCACGUACGAAUCGCAAAGACUAAAACAAACUACAUCACAACUGCGUUUUCUGGAUUUCUUAAGGAAAUCGACUUGAAUGGGAAGGUCUCCCGGCAGGAGCCUUUUCAGUAUGCUAAAUCUGUUGGCGCAUUAUCAUUCGGAAACGGCAGUAAACGUCUUGCGAUUUCGACAUUCGAAGGAGUUCUACACAUAAUUGAUGCGAAAACGUUGAAAUCUGAGACAACUAUAGAAGCUCACUCUAAACGAAUUCGAGCUUUGGCUUUCCUUCCCGGUGAAGACGACAUACUAACUGGUUCCGAUGACAAAACAAUCAAGCUGCAUUCUGUGAGCGGCGAAAGGCCGAAAGUUGAACGAGUAUAUUGCGGUCACCGAAGUCCGGUGUUAUCACUUGCAAUAGAUGAACGUGCGGAUGGAACUCGAUUUGCGAGCAGCAGCCUUGAUGGGCAGAUCUUACUCUGGCAUAUCGAGCAACCUUCUGCCCUUCAACAUCUGCCUAGUCCUCAUGCUUCGGCUGUAACAACGGUGGUGUUCCUUCCUACUGGACGACAUCUAGUUUCGGGUGGCGAAGAUGGCGUGGUGGCUUGUUACCGGAUACCUCAGGCAGGCAUGUUGUCGCCUGGAAAUAUUGACCAGGAUAAUGACAAUAUUGGUUAUCUGGACCAGCAGGAUGAAAUUGAACCAACUGAUAUCGAUCAGGCGAUUCAUUAUGAUAGAUAA
This is a messenger RNA of Angiostrongylus costaricensis, 1083 nucleotides long. NCBI's taxonomy places the organism in Eukaryota, Metazoa, Nematoda, Chromadorea, Rhabditida, Metastrongylidae. The record is from the annotation of a GenBank genome assembly.